AUUUUUCAGCUAGUUUAUGACAGAAAAAAAUGAAGUAACACUAUUAUAUAAAACAUUUGAUGAAUUAUUUAUUGAUGAGAUUAGAACUGCCGAAGACGUGAUAGGAAAGAAUUUUGUUUUUGGAUCAGAGACCACAGCUGGGUGACAGUUGUUUUGAUUUCGUGCUAUGUUCGAUGGGUUUUGCCACUGUGUUCAAAACUGUUGACUGGCUAGCAGCUUUGGCAGCAGGUGGCGCGACGCUCCUGUUGACUGCAGUUGCGCUCUUUAUGGCUCUGUACAUGAGGGAUACUAAUUUCCAGUUCAGCAUUGCACUUUUUUCAGCUUUAUUUGGCUCCACGCUUGCUGGACUAAUUUCGUACAUUAUUGAAUACGUAUCAGGUAGUACUAAACAGAUUGCACAAAAGAUUUCAGUUGGCGUUAGCUUCAUUCUCGCUAUGGUAUUAAUUGCAUUUGGCGCUUUCCUUUGGAAUACUGCUCUAGAUCUGGUGGCUGUGAUCUUCGCCAGCUCCCACAAAUAACGCUGAUAUCACAUGGUUCAUCCAAUUCAUCUUGUGCGAAUUUCAGUGUUAUUCACGUUUUUGUAGAGAGGCAUUAGUUAUAUAUUGCAUGGAGUCAUAUUUUCAAGUAAUUCAGAUACAUUUCUGAUUCCGCACUAGAAUUUCCACUUUUAUUUGUGUAAAACAAUUUCUUCAGAAUGUAAUUCUUAGGUGUUCUCAUGAAUUUGAAUAUUUAUAUAAGAAAGCAACAGCAAAAACCAAAAGGAAACACAAAAAUAACAAAAAAAUGCAAAAAAAAUAACAAGUAGAAUGGAAUAUAAUCACCAAUAAUGAAAAAAAAAUUUCAGUAUUUGGUAGUGGAAGCUAUGAUAUGUGUAUGCGUGGUGAACAGUAACAGCUAUUAUCAUACAGGAAUUUAUGAUAUGUUCUUAAGAAUGUUUAUAGCCAAGAUGAUCAGUUAAUUUUAUUUAGCUACACUAAACAAUCAUAAAAUAAACAUUUUCGGUUGUUUUUUUUAUUGUCAGCACUAAUGCGGUGUUUGUUGUGGUAGUGUGAAUAAUCAUGCAUAAUACAAAAAUUUAAGGAUGAUGGUAACGGCGUUCACAACCAAGAUUGUCAGUUUUAAUAUUUCCGAACAAAAAACAAUCACAAAACUUAUAUUACAUGAUGGUUAAUGACAGGAAAAUUUUGUAAUACUCAUAG
Molecule: messenger RNA, 1199 nt
Organism: Trichobilharzia regenti
Lineage: Eukaryota; Metazoa; Platyhelminthes; Trematoda; Strigeidida; Schistosomatidae
Source: the annotation of a GenBank genome assembly